GUUCUGAUAAGGUGUGGAGUUGUUAACAGUACACAACCCCACAUCUUGCAAGGAUGUAUUGGUUGAUAUUUUUCUACAGGUCAAUGGUGUUUUCAUGUUUGCGGCAUUAGCCUGCCUCACUUCAAUUUUCAUUGGAAUUUCAGAUGCUCAAGUGUCAGCAGUGGCUAGUUUCAAUGACCCGAGAUGUGAUGGGCAGAUGGUGUGUCCAAAUGACCCUCUUCUCUUCACUUGUACUGUCACUGAAAGUCCUUCGGUCUGCUGAAGUAACACUACCCUCUGGAGUGGGAGUACAAGUCACUAGUGACAACAUGACACAAGUAGUUGGAGCUCCUCUACCAGAUGGAGUGACUGUACAGUCUCACAAUUCAGUAGUGGAUGGAGGACUAGUAAACUACACACUAACACUGGCUAUCGAGAGAGCCUCGCUGUUGGGUAGCAAUCCCGUCAUAUGUGAUGCUAGAACUGUGUCACCGUUGACAGACGAGAAAUCAUGUCCAAUAGCCACAGACCCAGGUCCACCAGAGUCUCUGAGUCAGAAUGUAUCAGCCAACACUGAGACAUCAGCAGUGGUGCAGUGGGGGUCUCCAGCCAUGACUGGAGGCAGUGGAGUGACCAUCAGUGAAUAUAGCAGUGACUGUUGA
This is a messenger RNA of Geodia barretti, 641 nucleotides long. The record is from the annotation of a GenBank genome assembly. Lineage: Eukaryota; Metazoa; Porifera; Demospongiae; Tetractinellida; Geodiidae.